UGGGAAAGAGACGGACGUACGCGGCGGAAGUGUCGGCUCGAUACUCUUAAUUUAUUGGGACCGGACUUUUCCUUUGUUGCUUUUAAAUCUUCGAGUCCUGAAACUUCGUGCAUAGAGAUGCUAAGGCAUUUGGGUUCGUGUGUGAGGAAGUGCAGUGUAUUUAUAAAUACUGAUUAAGGAUUACAUUCUGAAGUGAUAAUUAGUUCAUGCAGAAUGAAAGAAAGACCACGCACAUCUUGUGCUAGCGAAUACAAUGGCAUGUUAUAAAGAAUUUUUGUAUAUUGUGGUAUAAGGCAAGCUUGUGUAAAGAACAAGAACACAAAAUGACUGUUGACAGUGAAGUUUAAUGAGAGAGAUGGUUAAGUCAAAUAAUCCAUAUUUGCGAUUGGGCUCUUAUGUGAUUUUUGCAUGUUGUGAGAAUUUGCAAAUUCGCCCUAAAUGAGAUUGGGAGUAGGAACCUCCUUACCAAUAUUUGCGUAGGAAGUCAUGGAGGUAGGACUUGUUGAUUCAGAGCCAUGGUGCAAAUUGCCGUAAAUUUUUGUGAUAUAUACUUAUUUUCCUCAAAAUUAUCGGUUAUGCAAAAACCGCUACUAACGGAAUUAUAUAAGAAACUAUAUUUAUGAGCAACUGGUCAUCGUUUGGCAACACAGGUCCUGUUUAUGAAAAAAUUAAAUAAGUUGAAGGAAAAGUAUGGCGAAGUUAGUAGUGAAAUAAAUGGAAGAGAACUUUAAAGACAACAUAAGUAAAGCAUGCAAAAUGUAUAGAUAGGAAAAGGAUAAAAAAAAAAAAAGUCUGCAGGGGUAGUGAUGCAACGAUGAGGAAAGUAUCUAACCAAGGGAGAAAAGACCAACGGGUGAGUUCAUAAGAAAUGCUUGAGAUAAGAAGCCCACGGCUCGAGGGAAUUCAACGGACCACGUAACUCCAAUAUAAAGAUACGGAACUCAGUACCCGUGGAAAAUUCAUAAUGAUGAACGACAACACUGAAAUGAUGAUGGAGAAAACCCGGUCACUGACCGAUCUAGUGAAUCUCUGUGUUUACGAUCAGCAGCUGAGCUGCAAGAAAGAAGAGAAACCUGAGGUACAAAACGUUCCCGCAAGUCAGUCUCCCAGUGCACAAUGAGCUGAUGUGCGGAUAGACAACUAGGAGCUGUAGGUUCUCAAACGACAGAUAGAAUCCAUAGAAGGAAUGGAGUUACUACGAUUGUCUUUCUCUCUCUACCCGUGGUUGUGAACUUAGCCCCCGCAGAUGAAUUCAUAAUGAUGAAGAACAAUAAUGCAAUGAAACUGGACAGUGGAUAUCACACAAAACGUUUUGGGCAUGCGAAAGAUGAUGCAAUCCUUCUAGAAGCUUCUAAUAUGACGUAACUUUACAGAAAAAUUUUGAAAUCUGCACGUGGUUAUGGCAAAGACGUACGUGUAUGAAACCAGUCAUGAACGUAUUAGCUCAACAAAGACACAUAUUCGAUCAAGACAGAAGUUGAGUGAAAACUGGACAGUGGAUAUCACACAAAACGUUUUGGGCAUGCAAAAGAUGAUGCAAUCCUUCUAGAAGCUUCUAAUAUGACAUAACUUUACAGAAAAAUUGUGAAAUCUGCAAGUGGUCACUGCAAAGACGUACGCCGUAUGAAACCAGUCAUGAACGUAUUAGCUCAACAAAGACACAUAUUUGAUCAAGACAGAAGUUGAGCGAGUUGUCCGUCAUGGAGCUAAGACAGACUAUAAGGAUCAGAUUAUCAAAAUAAGAUCAUUUAUCAAGAUUCUUGAAGCAACAUGCAGGACUGAAAAGGAGGUUUAGAGCGAACCCUUCUGAAUGUUUGAUGGUUACAGUAAAAUUUCCUUCGCCAUUAUAAUGUCGAUGAUCUAUCACGCAGUUCUGAUAAAUCAUUCCUUCGCCAUUCCAGCGAGGUCGAGACACUCAUCCACUGUAGCCCCCUAGGACUAUAAGGCCUUUGCAAACUCAAUCGAAAAUGAGCCGCUUUAAGCUUUUCGUAAAUGAGAGUCUCCCAGCCCUCAUCGAAUCAGACCUAAAUGUUUCAGGGCUCGAAGAAGAAUCAGUUACCUUGGGUACUUGGCCUCACUUUGCACUGGCGAUGCCCUUAUGGGAGGCAGUGGUGACUGUGAUCUCUUUAUCCAUCAUUAUUGUCUUUACUAUAGUAGGGAAUGUCCUCGUCAUCCUAUCGGUGUUUACCUACCGGCCUCUUCGAAUCGUUCAGAAUUUUUUCAUUGUCUCUUUGGCUGUUGCUGAUUUGACGGUGGCUGUGUUUGUGUUGCCAUUUAAUGUGGCCUAUAGUAUCAUCGGGAAAUGGAUCUUCGGGAUCCACCUGUGCCAGAUGUGGUUGACUUGUGACAUCAUGUGUUGUACGGCCUCCAUUCUGAACUUGUGCGCCAUUGCCCUCGAUCGGUAUUGGGCCAUUACUGACCCCAUCAGUUAUGCCCAAAAGAGAACUUUAAAACGUGUCCUCAUAAUGAUUGGACUCGUCUGGGUUAUUAGUGUAAUUAUUUGCCUGCCACCUCUCUUUGGUUGGAAUGACUGGCCAGAUGUGUUUACGGAAGAUACUCCUUGUAUUCUGACAGAAGAAAAGGGUUUUGUCAUCUACUCUUCGUCCGGGUCAUUCUACUGUCCCCUCCUCAUCAUGACGACGGUAUACGUGAAGAUAUUCACGGCCACGCGCCGUAGAUUAAGAGAGAGGGCUAAGGCCUCUAAACUAAAUGAAAUUCCUUACAGAGGGAAAGCUAGAAUCCCAAAAGAAGAGGACUCAGCCGUCAGUGAGAAUGGACAGAAUGGGUAUAAUGAAAGUUGUAAGAAAAAGUUAGUUCACAAGAAGAAGAAAAAGAAAAGGAAGCAAUCGACAGCAUCUGAACCAAACAGUUCCGCGACAAAUCCCAAUCUGGUUCCUCCUCCAAUAGCCGAGACCUCCAUAACUGAAAAUGAUAUCAGUAAUACGAAAGAUGAGACAACGCCAGUGGAGGAAGAGAAAAAGAACGAAGUUGCCGUUAAAGUCGGCCCAAAAGGUGGUAAUCAAAUUCAUCAGUUCAUUGAAGAAAAACAGAAAAUAUCCUUGUCGAAGGAACGCCGUGCUGCCCGAACGCUCGGUAUUAUCAUGGGAUCUUUCGUAGUGUGUUGGUUGCCGUUCUUCCUAAUGUAUGUCAUUUUACCAUUUUGCAGCACCUGCAAACCAAAUGAAAAACUCGUAAACUUUAUAGUUUGGCUGGGCUAUAUCAACUCGUCUCUUAAUCCAGUCAUAUACACUAUCUUUAAUCUGGACUUUCGUCGAGCCUUUGCUAAAAUUCUGAGGUGCCCCAAUGCUGCAACAGUGUAGUCAAAUACUCAUCAUCGAUGUACUAAGAAAGUAUGUGGUUGUGUAGGGAGGGGAAGUCACUUGCUCAUAAGUAAAGAAUGCAUAUCCAUAUGACCUAAAUACGGCUUUCAAAUUGUUUCUUCCAUUUAUUCUUCCUAAUGUAUCAUUAAAGCAAAGCCAUGAAUUAGGACUUCCACUUGAGAUUUAAGUUGAUUCAAAAUAAUGUGAAUGCAAACUACGAGAAUUGGAGAAGAAAAUGAAAUGGUGAAAUUAAAAUACAGUUUGAUUCUUUCUGUUUUACAAAGUAAACAAUCAUAUGCAAGGAAACCUCAUUUUUUAAAGUAUAUUCAGACAAAUAUUUAAAUAAAAAUUAGGAUGAUAUCUAAAAUCAUUUACAAGAUUUUUAUGCAAGAAGAUAUACUAACUACUUACAAGAUUCAAAGGUAUGUGAGUCAGUCAACAUUGAUGUUACCUGUUGUUUGGUAAAAACAAUAUAAAUUGUAAUAUAGAUUUCGUGAAUAUACAAAUUCUAUUUAUUACAUUAAAAUAUGACAUUAUCAUGACUAUAAUUCCAGUAUUUUUACUGGAGACAUUGAAAUUAUUGUAAAAUCAUGCAUACUCAUUAAUCUGAUCAAAUUGACUUAUAUAAUAGACCUAACAAAUUUCUUGUUCUUUAUUCAUUUCUACACAUCAGCUGCUUUGCUUCUUUACAAACAACGGUUAUAUUUUAGGUGACACUAGCCUAAUUUAUAUUACGAUUAUGUCUCAUAAGGUGCUGUUAUACGGUCAAAUUUCCUAACAUCUUUUUCAGCAUUUAUGCCAAAGUUUGUACAAGUUCAGUGAGGUCGCUCAGUUUAGUCUUCAUGUCGCCAUAGAUCAGUACCUGUGUUUGCGUGGGCAGAAACAACUAUCUUUUCAUGUUAAUCUUCAACUGAUGCUAUCGAAUGUAAAUCAACACAAACGAGCCCAGAUUAGUAAUGUUAUAUCAUAUAAUACCCUUCGUAAACGAUUCUCUCCUUCAAUAGCUUUUUUGCUAACAAUUAGGAGUUGCCAAGGGCAAUUCUAUGAUCAUAAUGUUCAGUAGAUGAACAUUCACAAUUGGCAAACUUAAGUAUAAAAUUAUUAAGAUGGGUUUAUCACUCAACUAAGGGUGUAUUCAACUCCCAUCUGCAGAAAGAAUAAUGCCUUCAGCACUCAAGCAGUUGUGGGACAGAAUGAACACUCUUUUCUGCAAUGAAUAUAUUUCAAUUAUAGUGCAAAUUUAGAAAAGUUAAUAUCGAUAUUUCUUCAUCCUGUGCAUUACACUUUGUUGUAACAAGAGUAGAUUGAUUCAUACCGCCACACUAGACAUAUUGAAAUUUCUUAGUUAUAUACCUUGUGCGAUCCUGUUGCUUUCAAGAUUUGCAAGAAUUCCUUAUGGAAAAAAUCAAAUGGAGAAAGAAUGAAAUGAGGAAUAGAACACAAGAUGAACUGUAUUCAGGGAAGUGAACCCACCCCUAAACCAAAAAAAUAAAUGUUCAAUAAAAUGUAUUCAUAUGUUCUAUAAAGUUAUUAUAUACAUAAGUUUUGAAACAAGUAUCAGGUUCCACUCCAUUUUCAUCUCUCUCUCUCUCUCUCUCUCUCUCUCUCAUGGUCUCGUUUUGGGUUAUUUGGGUUUAUGAUUCAAAAUCAAGUAACCCAUAACUGACUGCCAUCAUGAUGUGAAUAUGAGUGAAGUAGAAUAUAAAAACCGAGGGUAAAAUAAUAAAAGAAUAAUACCUUUGCUGAAUAUAUUUUUUAAAAUCAAGCUAAUCGGUCAUUUCACCUUCUAUUUAGUGCUUUUACUCUUCGAAAACGCAUUUUGACGUUGUAAAUAAAGUUUAGCUGCUGAUCAUCAUUCUGUUAAAAAAAUGGUAAAAGGUAUUCCGUUUCUAGACAUACCGGAAAGUCAUUGGUCAUUUUUAAUUCAUCAGUGAGGAAGAAAAUCUUAGCAGAAAACAUUACCAAGUCAUUAAUGAGUCUUGGAUAAAGACAGAGAUACAUUAUAGGAUAUCCGUCAGUGUAUAUAAACAUAAAAUAAGAUAUAUGUAUGUAUAAAAAAGAAUUAUAAAAAAUUUAUGUGGCUUCGUCCCGUGGUAUGCUGUACCAUGAUGUGAUAAUAAUCUUGUAUUUCAGGUUAUGUAGAGGUUAUCAACGCUGCUGUUAUGAUUCAGAACAGUGUUGGACAACGACGUAGACUUGUGCUCAAAUUUGUAAGUUCUUGGGGAGUCAGAGAACGAGAAUAAUAAAAGGAGAGGUUAAAAAGAACGGGGGGGGGGGGGGGGGGAGAUGGCAAAGGGCUCCUUUAAAAAGCCUCAGAAUGUUUGUUUUAUCUUUUAUUUACCUCUUGUGUGUGUUAUUUAAUAUAAAUUAUAAAUAUAUAUAAAGAAUGUAAUUAAGAUGUAUAAUAAUGGCUACUCGCGUUGACGUUUAUGUAGAGUAUUUUCUGUAAGAAUUUUGAGAUAAAA
Molecule: messenger RNA, 5785 nt
Organism: Macrobrachium nipponense
Lineage: Eukaryota; Metazoa; Arthropoda; Malacostraca; Decapoda; Palaemonidae
Product: tyramine receptor 1-like
Exons: 8
Coding region: 1968-3320 (450 amino acids)
Biological process (GO): adenylate cyclase-activating adrenergic receptor signaling pathway
Cellular component (GO): plasma membrane
Molecular function (GO): octopamine receptor activity
Source: RefSeq, a predicted model, not a curated record